AGAAUGGGCAGCAGCGAGUCGCCAGUAGCGAGCAGCGACAGUGACCGACAACAACUCCCAGCCUCAACUUCUGCCUGUUCUGCCGCACGGAGGGCGCAGUGCAGGUUUGUCACUUUCGGAGUAACACCGUGUACCUCAGACGAUGCAAAGCGCGGUGCUGACCACCGUGCUGCUGGUUCUGCUGCCGGUCGCCCUGGGGCUACAGGUCAACGGCAACGCCGGCGGACGCAGACACCACCGGUGGCAGCGCUCGACCGCCGAGGAGGAGCUCGCCAAGUGGACCCAGUGUCAGCGCGACAGACAGUGCGACCAGGCGACCUGCAGCGAGUGCGGCCCGGACGACCGGGACUGCGUGGACAUGUGCAGGAGGGCCUGCUGGUGCGGCUGCGGCGGAUACGGCAGCAGCUUGGACUGGGACUCGUGGGACAAGUGCAGCAAGGAGAGGCGGUGCUUCAGCACCUACUGGGCGGGCUGCGGCGGGGCGGGGGAGUGCAAGGACUCGACCGUGCUGGACUACAAGAGGUGCGACUGCGAGUGCGUGCAGCAGGCCAGCAACCGAACCAGCCCACCAAGGCGGUGACCAGCAUCAAAGGAAACCUCCGGUAAGGCCUUCGAAACAAAAUAAAAUAAGGAGGAGCCAAGCAUAAAAUGUCAAAACUCUUAUUAUACAAUAAAUGCUGAUUAAUUGUUCUGAAAA
This is a messenger RNA of Frankliniella occidentalis (western flower thrips), 697 nucleotides long. RefSeq lists its product as uncharacterized. The coding region runs from base 143 to 580 and encodes 145 amino acids. The record is from RefSeq and is a predicted model, not a curated record. Lineage: Eukaryota; Metazoa; Arthropoda; Insecta; Thysanoptera; Thripidae. The transcript has 2 exons.